Molecule: messenger RNA, 1998 nt
Organism: Alexandromys fortis (reed vole)
Lineage: Eukaryota; Metazoa; Chordata; Mammalia; Rodentia; Cricetidae
Gene: Chat
Product: choline O-acetyltransferase
Exons: 14
Coding region: 4-1941 (645 amino acids)
Biological process (GO): neuromuscular synaptic transmission; acetylcholine biosynthetic process
Cellular component (GO): cytoplasm; neuron projection
Molecular function (GO): choline O-acetyltransferase activity
Source: RefSeq, a predicted model, not a curated record
AAGAUGCCCAUCCUGGAAAAGGUCUCCCAAAAGAUGGCUGCAAAGCCUUCUAGCAGCGAGGAGGAGCUGGACCUACCCAAAUUGCCAGUGCCCCCACUGCAGCAAACGCUGGCCACCUACCUGCAGUGCAUGCAACACCUGGUACCCGAGGAACAGUUCAGGAAGAGCCAGGCCAUCGUGAAGCGAUUUGGGGCCCCUGGUGGCCUGGGUGAGACUCUGCAGGAAAAACUCUUGGAGAGGCAGAAGAAGACAGCUAACUGGGUAUCUGAAUACUGGCUGAACGACAUGUAUCUCAAUAACCGCCUGGCCCUGCCAGUCAACUCUAGCCCUGCUGUGAUCUUUGCUCGGCAGCCCUUCCAGGACACCAAUGACCAGCUGAGGUUUGCAGCCAACCUCAUCUCUGGUGUGCUCAGCUACAAGGCUCUGCUGGACAGCCACUCCCUCCCUACGGACUCGGCCAAGGGCCAACUCUCAGGGCAGCCCCUCUGUAUGAAGCAGUACUACAGGCUCUUCUCCUCUUACCGGCUUCCUGGCCAUACCCAGGACACACUGGUGGCCCAGAAGAGCAGCGUCAUGCCUGAGCCUGAGCACGUCAUUGUGGCCUGCCGCAACCAGUUCUUUGUCUUGGAUGUUGUCAUUAAUUUCCGCCGUCUCAGUGAGGGUGAUCUGUUCACUCAGUUGAGAAAGAUAGUCAAAAUGGCGUCCAACGAGGAUGAACGCUUGCCUCCAAUCGGCCUGCUGACUUCAGACGGGAGGAGCGAGUGGGCCAAGGCCAGGAUGGUCCUCCUAAAAGACUCCACCAACCGGGACUCCCUGGACAUGAUUGAGCGCUGCAUUUGCCUGGUGUGCCUGGAUGUUCCUGGGACUGGGGAGCUCAGUGACACUCACAGGGCACUCCAGCUCCUUCAUGGAGGAGGCUGCAGCCUGAAUGGGGCAAAUCGCUGGUACGACAAGUCCCUGCAGUUUGUGGUGGGCCAAGACGGCACCUGCGGUGUGGUGUGUGAGCACUCCCCAUUUGAUGGCAUCGUUCUGGUACAGUGCACGGAGCACCUGCUGAAACAUAUGAUGAAGAGCAACAAGAAGCUAGUCCGAGCUGACUCAGUGAGUGAGCUCCCUGCCCCCAGGAGACUGAGGUGGAAAUGUUCCCCAGAAACUCAAGGUCACCUCGCCUCCUCGGCAGAGAAACUUCAAAGAAUAGUAAAGAAUCUGGACUUCAUUGUUUAUAAGUUUGACAACUAUGGGAAAACAUUUAUUAAGAAGCAGAAAUACAGCCCUGAUGCCUUCAUCCAGGUGGCCCUCCAGCUGGCCUUCUACAGGCUGUAUCGGCGACUGGUGCCCACCUACGAGAGUGCAUCCAUUCGCCGGUUCCAGGAAGGCCGGGUGGACAACAUCAGAUCGGCCACACCAGAGGCUCUAGCUUUUGUGCAAGCCAUGACUGACCACAAGGCUGCCACGCUGGCUUUUGAGAAACUUCAGCUGCUAAAGUCAGCCAUCCAGGCCCAGACUGAGUACACAGUCAUGGCCAUAACCGGCAUGGCCAUUGACAACCACCUGCUGGCACUGAGGGAACUGGCACGGGACCUGUGCAAGGAACCACCCGAGAUGUUCAUGGAUGAAACAUACCUGAUGAGCAACCGGUUUGUCCUCUCCACCAGCCAGGUGCCCACAACCAUGGAGAUGUUCUGCUGUUAUGGCCCCGUGGUCCCCAAUGGAUAUGGAGCCUGCUACAACCCCCAGCCUGAGGCCAUCCUCUUCUGCAUCUCCAGCUUUCACAGCUGCAGAGAGACCUCUUCCGUGGAGUUUGCAGAAGCUGUGGGAGCAAGCCUUGCCGACAUGAGAGAUCUCUGCAGUGCAAGGCAGCCUGCUGAGGGCAAGCCAGCAGCGACCAAGGAACACACUAGAGACCCAAUCAAGGCAAACAAUCUCGACGCUGGCCACUAGCCCGACCUCCUGCAGGAGCCAGACCCUACCAAACCCUGCUCCCAUCCCCCAGCCCAG